AUGCACAAAAAUAAGGUGGAAGGCUAUGGCAUUGUUCGUAAUGCUACGCUGCGCUGCAUCCUCGACCCCAACACGGCCACGUGCAUUGACACGGAGGGCAUCAUGGAGCACCCCUGGUUCUGCCACGGUGCGAGCGACGGAGGCGAGCAGGAGCAACUGAUGCGCGACCACAAGGAGGCGGCGUGGUUCAACGCGGAGUUUGAGGAGGACAUGGCCCGGGCCAUGACCGCGUUCGACAUCUUGGCCUUCUCGCCCGGCUCGGACCUCUCUGGGAUGUUCGGCGCUGGGCCGGGCACGGAGCGGGUGUUCGUGGGCGAGCCCGCCACUGUCGUGCUAGCCCAGGUCGAGGAAGCCGGGAGGAAGCGAGGGCACCGCGUGAGGAGGGAAGGGUACCACGCCGGGCCGGUGUACGUGGAGGCGAUGGCCGGCGGCAUUGUUGCCAAGGUGACUGUGUUUAGGAUCGCUGAUGCGGUGUCAGUGGUCGAGGUCGUGAAGGGCCACGGUGCGGAGGCUGCGGCGUUCUGGAAGGACUGGCUCGAGCCGGUCGUGAAGCCUCGGACAGUGUGAAAAAGCUACCGAGUGCGAGCCGGGUAUCAUCUCGCCUCGUC
Molecule: messenger RNA, 608 nt
Organism: Aegilops tauschii subsp. strangulata
Lineage: Eukaryota; Viridiplantae; Streptophyta; Magnoliopsida; Poales; Poaceae
Product: CBL-interacting protein kinase 29-like
Biological process (GO): signal transduction
Source: RefSeq, a predicted model, not a curated record